Molecule: messenger RNA, 2785 nt
Organism: Galeopterus variegatus (Sunda flying lemur)
Lineage: Eukaryota; Metazoa; Chordata; Mammalia; Dermoptera; Cynocephalidae
Gene: TIGD5
Product: tigger transposable element derived 5
Exons: 1
Coding region: 1-1260 (419 amino acids)
Cellular component (GO): nucleus
Molecular function (GO): DNA binding
Source: RefSeq, a predicted model, not a curated record
AUGUUCUCGCCAUCCACGGAGACGAGGCCAACAGAGACCCCAGGCCCCGGCGGCCCGGCGGGGGCUUCCACCAGGCCGGUGCCCGGCCCCUCCGGGGCGCGGGCAGCCCCCGGCCACCCCCGCCNGGUGACGGUGCUGCUGGCCGCCAACCUGACGGGCAGCCACAAGCUGAAGCCGCUGGUCAUCGGGCACCUGCCCGACCCGCCCAGCCUGCGCCACCACAACCAGGACAAGUUCCCGGCCUCCUACCGCUACAGCCCCGACGCCUGGCUCAGCCGCCCGCUGCUGCGGGGCUGGUUCUUCGAGGAGUUCGUCCCGGGCGUCAGGCGCUACCUGCGCCGGAGCUGUCUGCAGCAGAAGGCCGUGCUGCUGGUGGCCCACCCGCCCUGCCCGAGCCUGGCCACUAGGAUCCCUGCCCUGGAGGAGAGCGAAGAGACCCCCAGGCGGUGCCGGCCGGAGCCCCUGGGUUCCCCGGAGGAGCUGCAGACGCCGGACGGUGCUGUGCGGGUGCUGUUUCUGUGCAAGGGCAGCGGCCGGGCGCACAUCCCCGCGCCGCUGGAGCAGGGCGUGGUGGCCGCCUUCAAGCAGCUGUACAAGCGGGAGCUGCUGCGGCUGGCCGUGUCCUGUGCCGGCGGCUCCCCGCUGGACUUCAUGCGCAGCUUCAUGCUCAAGGACAUGCUCUACCUGGCCGGGCUCUCCUGGGACCUGGUGCAGGCCGGCAGCAUCGAGCGCUGCUGGCUGCUGGGCUUGCGGGCCGCCUUCGAGCCCCGGCCCACCGAGGGCAGCGCUGGGCACUCUGCCUGCCAGGCCGAGGAGGCCGCGGAGGCCGCCGAGCACAGCAGGGUGCUCAGCGACCUCACGCAUCUGGCGGCUCUGGCCUACAACCGCCUGGCCCCUGAGGAGGUAGCAGAGUGGCUGCACCUGGACGAUGACGGGGGCCUGCCCGAGGGCUGCAGAGAGGAGGCGGGCCCUCCGCGGCCCCCCACGCUGACCCCUGCAGCCCCUCCGCCCCCAGCCAGCCUGCCUUCUGGUAUGGGGGGCGGGGAGGAGGAGGAGGAGGCUUCUGAGCGUGGGGGGGCCUCGGUGCCCACCGCUGGGGAGGCCAUCCGGGGUCUGGAGACAGCUCUGCGGUGGCUGGAGAGUCAGGACCCCAGGGAGGUGGGGCCGCUGAGGCUGGUGCAACUGCGCUCGCUCAUCAGCAUGGCGCGGAGGCUGGGGGGCAUCGGGCCCUCCCCCGCUGUCCCUGAUGAUGGUGUGUGAUCGUGCUGGUCCAGUGGCUUCUCCUGCUGCACUUGGAGGGAAGGGACACAGUCUCCCAUCUCCCCUCCUCUUCCUUCCCUGGGGGGCCCACCACGUGGGUACAGGGAGUUACAGGGAUCCAAGCUCAGCCUGGCUUGGAGAGGCUCUGUUGGUGAAAGGCAGUGCUGCCCACCAGUCCCCCAGUCUCCUGGGGCGAUAGCUGCAAGAGAGGCCCCUGGCCCGAACACCUCCCUGGGCAAGCACACUGUGGGGUCCCCUCGUGCACGCUGAGCACUCGAAGCACAGCACCUGUCAGAGAGGAGUGGCCUGUGCUCCCCCUCUGGUCCUUGUGGGGCCGAGGCCUCCAGACCCAAGCCCGUCUUCACCUCCUCCCCUCCCCAGCCGCCCGUCAUGUGCACUGGACAAGGGCUUAACACCAGCCCUGGUGCUCCGUGGUCCCAUGCCACAGCACAGCGGUCAUCUCAGUGGGGAAGCACACCACUUUUUAUUUUUCUUAACAGAGUAAAUCCGUUUUUAGAAGAUACUCUUCAGAGGGGGCUGUGAGAACAGGGCAGGGUGGGGUGGUCUCCAGGCUGCCCCUUGCCAUUGCUCUGGAGACCGGAGGCCCUGAAGGUACUGUUUAGUCCAGACCUAGCCCCCCACCUGGGGGUGGGUCUCGGGGCAUCAUGGUGGAGUGGGGAGGGUCGGAUGGAGCCCAGUUCUCGGGCUUCCUGGGGUUCUGAGGCAACAGGGUGUGUAGAUUUCUGUUGCACUCAGACUUUUAGUUUUCCUUCAGAAAAUUCCGUUCUGAACAGAUCUCUUCUAUGGGGUUGGCAAGUGGCUGGAUUUGGGCCCUGGUGACUUCACCAGUGCAGGACAGGCUCCCCUGAUUACCCAUCAGCUACAGGCACUGUCCAGUCCAGGGACUGGAGCCACCUGAUGUACCCAGGAGCAGGCCCGGGCACUGACAGCCACCACGGGAUGAUCCUCAGUGCCUCAGUGCCUUAGUGCUGGCCCCCGUGGGCUCUUUCUGCCCCAGCUCUCUCAACCCCCACUUUUCUGCCUUUCCUGGCCCGGCCCAGAUGUGGCUGAGGAGCUGUUUCCUAGUGGCCCAGUUUGAAAGAGUGAGGAAAGGGCUCCAGCGACUUCAGUUCUCUAUGGUUCUGCUGCUCCUUCCAGUUCUAAAUUCAGAGUCCUGCUGGUGGUCUGGGGCUGAGAAAUGCCUGUGACUCUGUUGGGGGGAAGGGAGUCUGCUUUUGUAGAGUGCUGCUGAGCCCUGGGAGGGGCAGGGGACUGGUUCUGGAGAGGCCGCUUGCUUCCCGACGCUCUCGCCUUGUCCUCACCUGCCCCUCUGAGGAGUAUCCUCUGAUCAGGAUCCUGAGUGCAGGGGCCCGCCCAUUCACAGAAGGAAAGGGUGUGCACCGGCCUGGCAGCUGAGCUGGAGGGAGCCCCCGAGAGUGGUUUCCACAAAAGCCCGAGAACAAACAGUUCCUUGGAACUGUCCCCAACUAAAACAACUUCUUUCUCAAAUCUGAGAGCUGAGGGA